Prorocentrum cordatum is the source of this 577-nucleotide messenger RNA. NCBI's taxonomy places the organism in Eukaryota, Dinophyceae, Prorocentrales, Prorocentraceae. The record is from the annotation of a GenBank genome assembly.
AGGAGAGCGUGCCCAUCCUGGAGCAAUUCAAGCGCGUCCUGGGCCGGUCCCGCGAGGCGGCAGAGGAGCUCUCCGCAGACGUGGAGCUGCUGUCGGCCAUGUUCCAGCUGCAGACCCAGGAAAACAAGAAGAUCUUGGAAGAGAUCCGCGAAGUCGAGUCCGAGGUCAAGAAGGUGACCUCACAGCUGGUUGGCGAGCAGCUGAAGAACAAGCACAAGGAGCAGCGGCUCCAGAAGACGGAGACCCUCUACCUGCGCACGAUGGCCGCCCGCAAGUCCAUUCACGACAGCUACCUCGAGCAGGAGGGCGAAAUCCGCGCGGCCGAGCGGCGGAUCCAGGAGCACGAGGCCGACCGGCAGGAGCUGCUGCAGGUCUUGGAGGGCAGGGACUCCGAGAUAGUGCAGCUCACCGAGGACCUGCGGCGGUCGAGGCAGAGGAUGGGGGAGCUGCAGAGUCAGGCCCCCCUGGGGGCUGGCCCGCGCGAGGAGUACUCGGAGUGCACCGGCAGGUCUGGCGUGGAUGCGCUCGCCGUCUUCCGCAGCCAGUGGCCGCCGCCUGCGGGAGUCCUCGACGAGGC